Hipposideros armiger (great roundleaf bat) is the source of this 3525-nucleotide messenger RNA. RefSeq names its product R3H domain containing 2 (gene R3HDM2). The record is from RefSeq and is a predicted model, not a curated record. Bases 238 to 3384 code for a protein of 1048 amino acids. NCBI's taxonomy places the organism in Eukaryota, Metazoa, Chordata, Mammalia, Chiroptera, Hipposideridae. The transcript has 28 exons. Gene Ontology annotation, molecular function: nucleic acid binding.
GUGAAUUGCUGGAGGGUAUCCACUAUCCUUCGCCCCUCCCCCCCAUCUGUGAUAAGAGGUAAUACAUCUAAACUAGAGAUCAGACUUGUUUCUUAUAUGCGAUGCCAUUCCAGCACUGGACUCAUGGAGACUGAACAUUUAUUCAGAUCAGGGAUACUGAAGCACCAAGAGAUUAAGUAACUUGCCCAAGAUCACACAACUUGAGUCCAUAGAGGCUGCUGUAUUCUAUUGAAGAAGAUGUCUAACAGUAACACUACUCAAGAGACCCUGGAAAUAAUGAAAGAGUCAGAAAAAAAACUGGUAGAAGAAUCUGUAAACAAAAACAAGUUUAUCUCUAAGACUCCAAGUAAGGAAGAAAUUGAGAAAGAGAGUGAAGAUACCAGUUUGCGUCAGGAAACACAGGAUUAUGAGUUCCUUUUUGACAAGAGGCGGACAUCCAACCAUGGUCAUGCCAGGAAAAGAGCCAAGUCUAACUCCAAGCUGAAGUUGGUACGCAGCCUGGCAGUGUGUGAAGAGUCCUCUGCCCCAUUUGCUGAUGGGCCAUUAGAAACCCAGGAUAUAAUUCAGUUGCACAUCAGCUGCCCCUCUGACAAAGAGGAAGAAAAAUCCACAAAGGAUGUCUCUGAAAAGGAAGACAAAGACAAAAACAAAGAGAAGGUCCCAAGGAAGAUGCUGUCUAGAGACUCCAGCCAAGAAUAUACGGACUCCACUGGAAUUGACCUACAUGAAUUUCUUGUAAAUACACUGAAAAAGAACCCAAGGGACAGAAUGAUGCUGCUAAAAUUAGAACAGGAGAUUCUGGAAUUUAUUAAUGACAACAAUAACCAGUUCAAGAAGUUCCCUCAGAUGACCUCAUAUCACCGGAUGCUAUUACACCGGGUAGCAGCCUAUUUUGGGAUGGACCACAAUGUUGAUCAAACUGGAAAAGCUGUCAUCAUCAACAAAACUGGUAACACAAGAAUCCCUGAACAAAGGUUCUCAGAACAUAUAAAGGAUGAGAAGAAUACAGAAUUUCAACAGAGAUUCAUUCUCAAGAGAGAUGAUGCCAGUAUGGACCGAGAUGAUAACCAGAUCAGAGUUCCAUUGCAGGAUGGAAGGAGGAGCAAGUCAAUAGAAGAGAGAGAGGAGGAAUAUCAAAGGGUCCGAGAGAGAAUAUUUGCCCGAGAGACUGGCCAGAACGGAUAUCUAAAUGACAUCAGACUCUCCAAAGAAGCCUUUUCUUCUAGCUCUCACAAGAGAAGGCAGAUUUUUAGGGGGAACCGUGAGGGGCUAAGCCGUAACUCAAGCAGCCGCCAGAGCAGCACAGACAGCGAACUCAAAUCCCUGGAGCCACGGCCCUGGAGCAGCACGGACUCUGAUGGCUCUGUCCGGAGCAUGCGGCCCCCUGUCACCAAAGCCAGCAGCUUCAGCGGAAUCUCCAUCCUCACCCGUGGUGACAGCAUCGGGAACAGUAAAGGUGGCAGUGCUGGAAGGAUCUCCAGGCCAGGUAUGGCACUAGGUGCCCCAGAAGUGUGUAACCAGGUCACCUCAUCCCAGUCUGUCCGGGGCCUUCUCCCCUGCACUGCCCAGCAGCAGCAGCAGCAGCAGCAGCUUCCUGCCCUCCCACCCACGCCUCAGCAACAGCCACCCCUGAAUAAUCACAUGAUCUCACAGCCAGUCCCGGCUCUGCAGCCCUCUCCGCAGCCUGUUCAGUUCUCUCCAGGCUCCUGUCCCCAAGUCCUUCUGCCAGUCUCUCCGCCCCAGCAGUACAACAUGGCAGAUGACCUCAGCAACCCAUUUGGACAGAUGAGCCUCAGUCGCCAAGGUUCUACUGAAGCAGCUGACCCAUCCUCAGCUCUGUUCCAGCCCCCACUUAUCUCCCAGCACCCUCAGCAGACUAGCUUCAUCAUGGCUUCUACAGGACAGCCUCUGCCCACUUCCAACUACUCCACCUCUAGCCAUGCACCACCUACUCAGCAAGUCCUGCCACCCCAGGGCUACAUGCAGCCCCCUCAGCAGAUCCAGGUUUCUUACUAUCCCCCUGGACAGUAUCCUAACUCCAACCAGCAAUAUCGACCUCUCUCUCACCCGGUGGCCUACAGCCCCCAACGUGGUCAGCAGCUGCCUCAGCCAUCCCAGCAGCCUGGUUUACAGCCCAUGAUGCCUAACCAGCAGCAGGCGGCUUACCAAGGCAUGAUUGGGGUCCAGCAGCCACAAAACCAGGGCCUGCUCAGCAACCAGAGGAGCAACGUGGGGGGCCAGAUGCAAGGCCUGGUGGUUCAGUACACUCCACUGCCUUCCUACCAAGUCCCAGUGGGUAACGACUCGCAAAAUGUGGUCCAGCCGCCUUUCCAGCAACCCAUGCUGGUCUCUGCAAGCCAAUCUGUGCAAGGGGGCCUCCCAGGUGGGGGCGUCCCAGUGUACUACAGCAUGAUUCCGCCAGCUCAGCAGAACGGUACGAGCCCUUCUGUAGGGUUUCUGCAACCUCCUGGCUCUGAGCAGUACCAGAUGCCUCAGUCUCCCUCUCCCUGCAGUCCACCACAGAUGCCACAGCAGUACUCAGGAGUGUCACCUUCUGGACCAGGUGUGGUGGUUAUGCAGCUGAAUGUCCCUAAUGGACCCCAGCCCCCCCAGAAUCCAUCCAUGGUCCAGUGGAGUCACUGUAAAUAUUACAGCAUGGACCAGCGGGGGCAGAAACCUGGAGACCUGUACAAUCCUGACAGCAGUCCCCAGGCCAACGCCCAAAUGAGCAGCAGCCCCGUCACAUCUCCUACCCAGUCUCCAGCACCCUCUCCUGUCACCAGCCUCAGCAGCGUCUGCACAGGACUCAGUCCCCUUCCCGUCCUCACACAGUUCCCCCGGCCUGGGGGUCCAGCACAGGGCGAUGGGCGCUACUCCCUCUUGGGCCAGCCAUUACAGUACAAUCUGUCCAUCUGCCCUCCUUUGCUCCACGGCCAGUCGACUUAUACGGUGCACCAGGGACAGAGUGGAUUGAAGCAUGGAAACCGGAGCAAGAGACAAGCACUCAAAUCUGCCUCCACUGACCUGGGGACAACAGAUGUUGUUCUGGGGCGGGUGCUGGAGGUGACAGAUCUCCCUGAGGGCAUCACUCGUACCGAGGCGGACAAACUCUUCACUCAGCUCGCCAUGUCCGGCGCCAAGAUCCAAUGGCUCAAGGAUGCUCAGGGGCUGCCUGGCGGGGGUGGGGGGGACAACAGUGGGACUGCCGAGAACGGCCGCCACGCGGACCUCGCUGCCUUGUACACCAUCGUGGCUGUGUUCCCCAGCCCCCUGGCUGCCCAAAAUGCCUCCCUUCGCCUCAACAACUCUGUGAGUCGCUUCAAACUUCGAGUGGCCAAAAAGAACUAUGACCUGAGGAUCCUGGAGCGAGCCAGCUCCCAAUAAAGGGAGGAGGGGAAGGAACCAGCACAGCAGGGGUGACGGCAGGGUGGAGGGCAUUGAGAGAUCCUGACAGACCAUGGACAGAGACAGAAAGGAAGGUGACAGACACUGAACUGGAGCCUGAGACAGGAGGGAUGAAGAUGG